UUUAGAGACCCAGACGAAAUUGGACAGAAGCUGUGAUUUGAACUCUCUGUAACUCUGAAUCCAAAAUAUGGAUCUUUACGCGCAAAAUGAGACCUCGACCUCCCCCGAGUGCGCCGGAGCGCAGGCGGAUGCGAUCCAAGGUAACGGGAGCUUCGAGGCUUCAAACGUCACCUGCGACAACGCCUUCACACAGCUCGUACCUCGAAGUGUGAGGCAGAGAGAUGAGGACCACACGCUGCGGAUCCUGCUCUACUCACUCAUCUUCUUCCUGAGCGUGUUCGGCAAUCUUCUGAUCAUCGUGGUGCUGACUCUCAACAAGCGCAUGCGCACCGUGACCAACACUUUCCUGCUGUCGCUCGCCGUCAGUGACCUGAUGAUGGCCGUGUUCUGCAUGCCCUUCACCCUCAUCCCGAGCAUCCUCAAGGACUUCAUCUUCGGAGCUGCCAUGUGCAAGAUAGUGUCCUACUUCAUGGGCAUAUCAGUGAGCAUCUCCACAUUUAGCCUGGUUGCCAUAGCAAUUGAACGCUAUAGUGCUAUCUGUAACCCCUUGAAGUCACGAGUGUGGCAGACCCGGUCCCACGCCUAUCGGGUGAUCGCUGCCACAUGGGUGCUGGCGUUCAUCAUCAUGAUCCCCUAUCCAAUCAUCAGUCACCUGGAAUCUUUUCAGCGCCCCGACAACACCACAGCGCACCAGUGUCGCCACAAGUGGCCUCUGCCGAUCGCCGAGCAGACCUGGUACAUUCUGCUCCUGCUUGUGCUGUUCGCGAUCCCGGGGGUGGUGAUGAUUGUGGCUUACGGCCUGAUCUCCAGGGAACUUUACAGAGGCAUCCAGUUUGAGAUGGGCCACAAGAAAAACUCUACUGAUGUGAAAAAUGGCCUGACCUCUACUGUGUCUUCUGGGAGCGAUGAUGGAGACGGCUGCUACGUUAAUGUCGUCCAGCGGCCACUCGCCAUGGAGAUGUCCACCAUGGUUGCAUCGGGCCGGUCGGUCAAGGCAGAGCGGCCACGCAGCAACACAUCUGAGGCCAAGCUGGAGGCCAAGAAGCGAGUCAUCCGCAUGCUGGUGGUCAUCGUUGUGCUCUUCUUUCUCUGCUGGAUGCCGCUGUACUGUGCCAACACGUGGCGGGCUUUUGACGACAUCUCUGCCACGCAUGCCCUCUCAGGGGCCCCGAUCGCUUUCAUCCACUUGCUGUGCUACACCUCGGCCUGCGUUAACCCAAUCAUCUACUGCUUCAUGAAUACACGCUUCCGCAAAGCCCUGCUCGCCACGUUCUCAUGCUGCGCCACGCCUUGCCGCCGCCGCCGUCGUCAUGGGCUACGGGACAAUGAGGAGGAUGUUAUGGCAACGGGGGCGUCCAUGUCUAAGUUCAGUUACACUACAGUCAGCACCAUGGGAAUCUGCUGAGGCAGAUGAAUGCAGGCGCAGUCCAGGACAGACAGUUACUACGGCAACACAGCACCCCACAUCCUUUUACUUUAGGUCAACUCUGCGCUCGUCCCCCCGAGAUGUGAUGUGGAGUGAAAAUAAAAACAGGCCGUGUGAUGUAGCUGUGCAGAAGUUGCUCAUGUGAGUGUGAGUAAAAUGAUGUAGGGAUUACUUAAUGAUACCCCAUCUCACAGUCUAAAUACCUUCAUAGUUAUAUUAACAAAAGCACAGAAACACAGCAGAUGGUUCUCUCCUCACAGAGGACCAAGGCAAACGCAUACGUGUGUGUGUGCGUGCGUGUGAUGCUCGUGCAGAGGAAAUGAGCAGCGGUGAGCUGUGUGAUAUGUGGGGGACGCACAACUGUAGCCAUUAAAAUCUUUUUAUUGUUUGCUGUCAGUUGUUAGUGUUAAUCUGUGUUAAUGAUGGUUAGCAAUUGCCUUGUGGACUAAGUGCCUGCUACUAAAUACUACGUUAUGUUUGUCUGCUGUUGAUUUGCCUCACUCAUUACAGGCCAUCGUAAAUACAGGAGAGGAAAUGAAGUCGAGUUUAAACAAAAUGAAAGUUCUACACGUCUGCGUUGAUUGCAGAAAGAAAAACUCCAGAGGUAUAAACUGUUUACAGAACAGGGAGAGUGUUGAUGCCUUGUGCUGUGUUCGUAAGCUGUGAUGUUAGUCAUCUUAUUGUAGUUUUCAGAUUCUUCUGAGUAUGCUGCAAUGCUUGUUGUGUCCUUGCCACUGGCCACAUAUGAACUGGGUCUCUUCCUCAUAUUAGGUUCUCACGGCUGAAGAUAUUAAACCAGUGCAAUCACAUCUGAGUGAUGAUAAGAGACUACUCAAUGAACUCUACAUUGUUUUAUUCCUGAUACCAUGAGAGAAACUCCAUGAACUCCCCUGAGUACAAGAGAAAAGACCAAAAGUACGAGUUUUAAAAGAUAAUCUGAUGUUAUAAGAGACAAUUGUUGCCAAUGAACACAAUGGACACUUAUAUGUGUAGGCAGACAGUAUAUUUUUUAUCAUAACAAUUGACAGUAGCUUUACCACCAAAUAUUAAUGUAAUGUAAUAUAAUGUUUUUGUAAUAUAAUGUAUAAAGUUCAUGGUAUUAGUAGAUUGGAGCUUAGAGCUGCACACUGCAGAAAUAACCCACCACAGCUACCACGUCCGACAGCACCAGCCAUUACCUCUGUAACUAAAAUAUAAUAUGUCAAUGAUAUUUUAUUGUGACACAAAAGUCAAGUAAAUCUAAAUUAUUGUAGAAAACAAUUGCAGACUCAAAAAAUGAUGCAUUCUACCAUAAGAUUUGCAUAAGUAGCCUCAUUCAUUCUAAAUCUGUAGUUUGAAUUUGCUGUUAAUGUUAUUGCAUUUCAAUGACUGAGUUUCUUUGUCUUUCUCUUUGCAUUCUGAACUUUGUAAAGACAAACCUUGUACUUAUUAUUUUAAUAUACUGUACCACGCAACUCAUUAGACUCAUAAUGAUACAAUAUAUGACCUGAACAUGAGGCUCAAUCAAGACGCCACGUGUCCAUGUUAAUUCUGUUGUACAGUAGCCUGUGUGUGCAGUAAAAUGUUACCAUUGUGUUAUCAUAUAUGUUCUGUAUGACACCAUUGAAGAGAGAUUUUUGUGCACAGUAAGUUCUCUGCAGCCUAACAGUGCGUUUUGAGGACACGAGGAUCAAGCUCCUGCAGCAUUGGGAAUAAGUUCAGUGACUUGUUGCUGUUGAGCUCACCUGCAGGUUAAAGAGAGACAGCCAGGUUUCAAAGGUCUCUGGUCGUCAGGCCCCGGUGAGCACGGCUGACUCUGACUGCCUCCCGCAAACACACACACACACACA
Molecule: messenger RNA, 3255 nt
Organism: Paralichthys olivaceus (Japanese flounder)
Lineage: Eukaryota; Metazoa; Chordata; Actinopteri; Pleuronectiformes; Paralichthyidae
Gene: cckbrb
Product: cholecystokinin B receptor b
Biological process (GO): neuropeptide signaling pathway
Cellular component (GO): plasma membrane
Molecular function (GO): neuropeptide receptor activity; gastrin receptor activity
Source: RefSeq, a predicted model, not a curated record